UCGUUAUAGUAUGGAUGUUAGUGUGGAUGAAGUGAAAGCCUUAGCAUCUCUCAUGACAUACAAAUGCGCUGUGGUUGAUGUGCCAUUUGGUGGGGCAAAGGCUGGUGUCAAGAUCAAUCCCAAGAACUACACAGACAAUGAAUUGGAAAAGAUCACAAGAAGGUUUACCAUGGAGCUGGCAAAAAAGGGCUUUAUUGGACCUGGUGUGGAUGUGCCUGCUCCUGAUAUGAGCACAGGGGAGAGGGAGAUGUCAUGGAUUGCUGACACCUAUGCCAGUACCAUAGGACACUAUGAUAUUAAUGCACAUGCUUGUGUAACUGGUAAACCCAUCAGCCAGGGGGGGAUCCAUGGACGUAUAUCUGCAACUGGUCGUGGUGUCUUCCACGGAAUUGAAAAUUUCAUCAAUGAAGCAUCAUAUAUGAGUUUAUUAGGGAUGACUCCUGGAUUUGGAGAUAAAACAUUUGCUGUUCAGGGAUUUGGUAAUGUGGGCUUGCAUUCUAUGAGAUACUUGCAUCGCUUUGGAGCAAAAUGCGUCGCUGUCGGAGAGUUUAAUGGUUCUAUCUGGAAUCCUGAUGGGAUUGACCCAAAGGAACUAGAAGACUUCAAAUUGCAACAUGGGACAAUCAUGGGCUUCCCUAAAGCACAGACACUUGAGGGCAGUAUUCUGGAAACAGACUGUGACAUUCUCAUCCCUGCUGCCAGUGAGAAGCAGUUGACUAGGGCCAACGCUCACAAGGUUAAAGCAAAAAUCAUUGCUGAAGGUGCCAAUGGGCCUACAACUCCUGAAGCUGACAAAAUCUUCUUGGAGCGGAAUAUCAUGGUUAUCCCUGAUCUUUACCUGAAUGCUGGUGGUGUAACAGUAUCCUAUUUUGAAUGGCUGAAAAACUUGAACCAUGUCAGUUACGGGCGCUUGACUUUCAAAUAUGAAAGGGAUUCAAACUACCACUUGCUCAUGUCUGUCCAGGAAAGCUUGGAAAGAAAAUUUGGGAAACAUGGGGGAACUAUUCCAGUUGUGCCUACAGCAGAAUUUCAAGAUAGGAUAUCGGGUGCAUCUGAGAAAGACAUUGUCCACUCUGGGUUGGCUUACACAAUGGAGCGUUCUGCCCGGCAAAUCAUGCGUACUGCCAUGAAGUACAACCUGGGCCUGGACCUGAGAACAGCUGCCUAUGUCAAUGCAAUUGAGAAAGUCUUCAAAGUGUACAAUGAGGCUGGUUUGACCUUUACAUAAACAGGCCAUUACCGCUCCUUGUUGUGUCCCUCUUGCUGUUAAUGUACCCUCUUCUUGAGAAAGCUUAUCACAAGUUUACAUGUAACCACAAAAUUUUCUGUUCUUCUGACAUUAUAGUGGAUUCUAUUCUCAAUUAGUUUCAGUUCCAAACUAGUCUUUUUUACAAUAAAAAUCCAUGGAUUAGGAAAUUGUAUACAAAUAUGUAUCUGAAGAUAACAGUUCAUCUGCACUUGUGGGGGCCAUUCUGGGUAUUUCACCUACAAAACAAAAUGGUACAUUUUGCAUAUGAAAGAGUGGUCUUUCCACCUGAGCCACUUCUCAGACUUCAGAUCAGAUACUGUACUAUACGAGCACUUAGCUCAUUAUUACUUCAUGCACUUUUGUUUAAUGACAUAAUUUUGGCUUCGGCACUUUCAGCAAGGCCUUGUAUGAUCAAUGCUGUGGCAUUGUCAAAGGAAGAAUGGGCCUCCAGCAGGGAUUAACUUUGGUAGAAAUCUAGUUUUUAUUUGUAGUAAAGCUUCAGGCCUGAUUCUCUUUAGGCAAUAUUUUUUCUUUAACUGUGCUGCUGUUACAGGACUGCCUUUUAUUGCUUGUUCAAGCUAGUUUGACUAUUACCAUGGAGUAUGUAGCGCUGACAGACUAAUAUUUUUAUAAGCUGAAACUAUCAAGCAACUCUAGUUACAUUUUUAAUCAAAUAUCUACAUAACUAUUCUGACUAUAUGUUGUUUCCUUUAUAAAAACAAAAGGGAUAUUCUGAAUUUGGUAAGCAAUCAUACUUAGGAUUUUUGGAAAUUUUUUUCAGUCUUUUCCUUUCAGAGGCUUUUUUGAAAAUUAGAUACUGCCUCAGUGAACAACUAAAGUGAAAUUGAACCCAGAAACCAUUGGCCAAACCACAGAGGAGCUAGAACGCUGCUACGAACUUAAUCCACUGUCUUAACCACACAGCCUUUUUUUCUUUUUUUUUUUGCCAUCAGGAGGUCUUGAAAGUUUUGAACGUAUUAGAGUACAACAAAAUGGACCUCAACAAAAUAUUGGAUCAAGCACAGUUUUUGAAGUGUAAGGCUUUUGUCCCGUGGAGUCCCCUUGAAGUGCCAGAUGUUAUUUAUGUAAUGAAUAUGAAUGUUUUUUUAAAAAAGACAACUAGUCCCUCCCAGAAACUCAUGCUUUUUUUCUAACUACUUUGUAACUGCAUGACAUAACCUGAAGAGAGAGCAGUUAUUAAAAAAAGUUGACCUUUCCAAACC
Molecule: messenger RNA, 2472 nt
Organism: Acanthisitta chloris (rifleman)
Lineage: Eukaryota; Metazoa; Chordata; Aves; Passeriformes; Acanthisittidae
Gene: GLUD1
Product: glutamate dehydrogenase 1
Exons: 12
Coding region: 11-1228 (405 amino acids)
Biological process (GO): L-glutamate catabolic process
Cellular component (GO): mitochondrion
Molecular function (GO): L-glutamate dehydrogenase (NAD+) activity
Source: RefSeq, a predicted model, not a curated record